UCUUUCAACUCAAUGGCAAUUGUUUUAAAUAAGUGGAAAAUUCAAAUAAAACUGUUCAGUCUGAAGUUAACAAUGUUCAUCACUAGACUUGCCACGUUUUUGCUUCUUAUCGUUGUUUCGCUUAGCCAAGCUAAGGAUAGCCAACCCUUCGACUUUUUCCAAGGAACCUAUCACGAUUUUACUGUUUGUCUGAGAAUCAAUAAUAUCACCAUUGAGGAGUAUGAGAAGUUUGACGAUACCAACAAUUUGGAUAAUGUCCUCAAGGAAAAUGUCGAGCUGAAGCACAAGUGCAACAUAAGGUGUCAACUGGAAAGGGAGCCAACCAAAUGGCUUAAUGCUCGGGGUGAAGUCGAUCUGAAAUCAAUGAAAGCAACCAGUGAGACAGGGGUAUCCAUAUCAAAGUGCAUGGAGAAGGCUCCCCAAGAAGCCUGUGCCUACGUCUAUAAAUUGGUAAUAUGUGCAUUUAAGUCCGGACAUUCAGCCAUCAAGUUCGCAUCAUAUGAACACAUACCAGAGGAAACCGGUGGACUAAUAGCCGAACAGCAGGCGGAUCUGUUUGAUUACGAUACCAUCGAUUUAUAAAAUCAAAACAGUGUCGCCAUAGCCACAGUAAUAUAUAAUAAUUUUAAUUUGCGGGCUUAUUAGCAUAAUUAAUUAAAAUUGCACGAGGCGUGCCGCAGGACGCUUGAAUCAAAUCAAACCGAUCCAAAUGGAAUCCAAUUAAUUGCUUUGACCUGGAAUCACGCAGCAGGUUAACACAUAACAAUAAUAAUUGAUUCGUUGCAAAUCAGGUAGAUUCCUACAAUAUGAUGCCGUGCGUAGAAUCUUUCCAUAUUUCUCAGGACCUGCCUCCGAUUGUGGGUGUGUGUGUGGGUGAUUUUUUGUCGUUCCCGGGCAGGAAAAAACAUUUUCCCCCACACAAUGCGAUUCCGUUACAGUUUUCCACGGGGCGUAUGAGUGUUUAUUUGUGUGCGACUUUUUGUCGCUUUCCUUUGUGCCGGCAGGCGAAUGCAACGGAAGUUGUCAUGUUGCAUUGUUGCAGCUGCUGUUGAUGCCGCUGCCAUUGUUAUUUCGUGGAGAUGGGGCUUCGGGGAUCGGGAUCAGGGAUAGGCAUCGGCUGAAAGAAAAGACGAGCGUGCAACGCCCACACACUUGACUGGUCCGCUCUGCCACCUCUCUCGCCUUUCGAUUGUCAGCUCAACUUAACGCCCGCCGCCGAGGGGCGUGGCACAUUA
This is a messenger RNA of Drosophila mauritiana, 1235 nucleotides long. It is a transcript of the gene Obp57a, whose product is annotated as general odorant-binding protein 57a. The coding region runs from base 13 to 582 and encodes 189 amino acids. NCBI's taxonomy places the organism in Eukaryota, Metazoa, Arthropoda, Insecta, Diptera, Drosophilidae. Gene Ontology annotation, molecular function: odorant binding. The record is from RefSeq and is a predicted model, not a curated record. The transcript has 2 exons.